Molecule: messenger RNA, 1404 nt
Organism: Habropoda laboriosa
Lineage: Eukaryota; Metazoa; Arthropoda; Insecta; Hymenoptera; Apidae
Gene: Pect
Product: ethanolamine-phosphate cytidylyltransferase
Exons: 7
Coding region: 95-1294 (399 amino acids)
Biological process (GO): phosphatidylethanolamine biosynthetic process
Cellular component (GO): cytoplasm
Molecular function (GO): ethanolamine-phosphate cytidylyltransferase activity
Source: RefSeq, a predicted model, not a curated record
CCAAGAUCUGGUGGAGGUUACUUUGUAGUAGUCUGCUAUUAUUUAUUUUACAUAAAGUUCCUUUUCUCUAUUAUAAAUAUCAGUUUCCGCCAUUAUGACAGAAAAUCGUAAGGAUGUAAGAGUGUGGUGCGAUGGAUGUUACGACAUGGUACAUUUCGGCCACGCGAAUUCUUUACGUCAGGCAAAGGCAUUAGGUGAUUAUUUAGUCGUCGGUGUACACACAGACGAAGAAAUUACCAAACAUAAAGGACCACCGGUAUUUAUGGAAAAAGAAAGGUAUAAAAUGGUUCGGGGUAUUAAAUGGGUAGAUGAGGUAGUAGAAGGUGCACCUUAUGUUACAACUUUAGAAACAUUAGACAAAUAUAAUUGUGAUUUUUGUGUUCAUGGUGAUGAUAUCACUAUGACAGCUGAUGGUGUGGACACAUAUCAUUUGGUGAAAGCAGCAGGUCGUUACAGAGAAGUUCAAAGAACAGCUGGUGUAUCAACAACUGAUUUGGUAGGACGAAUGCUUUUAAUGACACGGCAACAUUUCAAACAAGGAGAUAGUGAAUAUAGUGUUGACAGAGAACCUAGUAAAAGUAUGGGUCAAGAUCGAACAGCUAAAAGUCCAUGGACAGGGUGUUCACAAUUUUUACCUACUACACAAAAAAUUAUUCAAUUCAGUGAUGGAAAAAGUCCACAGCCUGGAGAUAAAAUAGUUUAUGUAGCAGGGGCAUUUGAUCUGUUUCAUGUUGGUCAUUUAGAUUUUUUAGAAGUUGCCAAGAAAGAGGGUGAUUAUCUUAUAGUUGGACUUCAUACAGAUCCAGUAGUUAAUCGCUACAAAUGUGGUAAUCAUCCAAUUAUGAAUCUUCAUGAAAGAGUGCUUAGUGUAUUAGCAUGCAAGUAUGUUAAUGAAGUAGUAAUUGGGGCACCAUAUGAAGUUACAAAUGAUCUUAUGGGACAUUUUGAUGUAUCUGUUGUUUGUCAUGGACAAACUCCUAUAAUGCCUUGUGAAGAUGGUUCAGAUCCAUAUGCUGAACCCAAAAGGCAAAAUAAAUUUAAAUUAUUGGAUAGUGGUAAUGACAUGACAACAGAAGAUAUUGUUGAACGCAUAAUUCUUCACAGGCUGGAGUAUGAAGAUAGAAAUUUAAAAAAAGAGGAAAAUGAAGCAGCAGCUUAUGAAGCUUUCAUGAUGUCUCUGAAAGAAGAAAGGACUGACCUGCGGUAUGAAGAUAAAAAUUUAACGGAAGAGAAAGAUAAAAUACAAGCUUAUGAAGCUUUCACAAUGUCUCGGCAAGAAGAAAUGACUGAAUAAUUUGCUCUGAAAAUUCAGAUUUUUGGUUAGGUGCGUCGUAGUUAAGAAAAUUAAAAACCGAAUUGAGAAGGUUUAGAAAAAAGGAUUGUAUGUUAUUCUGUCUAGCUACA